AUGCUGACGCUCAUCGCUGGGGCUGUUGGCCUCCCGAUGCCAGCCAACCGCACUACCCGUCUCGAAUUCUGCCCGACGGUCGCCAACCUGACCGGGUCCGAUGAGCUCAAGGUUGCUCGAUCGUACGAGUUUGCGCUGCCCCUCGUGCUGAUGGGCGCAACUCUCGACGUCUCCCUCCGCAUGGUCCAAGACAACUACCUCAAUGUUACGCGAGACACGUUCGUCAACACGUUCGCGCAUGUCCUCAAGUUCCCCACGCCCGACUUCCGAGGCGUCGUCAACCCGAACGUCGACACUCUCUACUCCUCGGCCUUUCUGGACGUCGGCCAAGAGCCUGUCGUGCUAACCAUCCCCAAGGCGGACCAUCGCAGCCGGUACGGCCUCUUCCAGAUCAUGGACUUCUGGACGAACGUGAUCGGCAACCCUGAAUUGUUGUACAAAGAGCAAGUCGUCUGCAUCAGCCUUGCCCCGCACCUCGUCAGUGACGACUACACACCGUGCCCCGAUGACAACAUGAACAUCACCAUCGUGUCAAACACGACGAACCUGUGGCUGCUGGGGAGGACUGCGCCGCUUGAGGGCGGCGACCUCGUGUCUACUAACGCGUUGCAGUUGCAGUACCAGCUGCGUGGCCUGCCCAGGAGCUGGCUCGGCAUCUCGGGCUCGGUCGGAACUUACGGCACGGAUUACCCGGUCCGGGCUGUGAUUGCCGAUGUCGGCCUUGGAGCGAAUCUUCCGGAGGAUGCCGUGUACUUUGUCAAGCCGUUUCUGUUUGGGGGAUGCAACUACACCCUGACCCUCUCGCCACCACCGCCCGUCGAUUCGGCGCGCGGCUUCUGGUCCAUCACCACGUACGUGGACCAGUACCUUGUUGCGGAUCCCCGAAACGGGACUCAAGCGGCUGUCGUUAGCAGCCUCCAGAACGACAUUGUCAUCGAGAAAAAUGGUAAUGCUGUGAUCUACAUCCAAGCAAGCGACCCGGGAGAGGGCAAAAAUUGGCUGUACGUGCCGGAGGACGUGCAUGGUACAAAUCUCACGCUGACGGCGCGAUUCUACCUACCGACGGCGGAGAUUUACCCAGAUCGGACUUGGACACCGCCAAUGAUUGAGGUGAGCCGCAGUGGGCCGCUGCGGCGGCCGCAAUGCCAGUGGCCGUGGGCGGACUAG
Molecule: messenger RNA, 1167 nt
Organism: Emiliania huxleyi CCMP1516
Lineage: Eukaryota; Haptophyta; Isochrysidales; Noelaerhabdaceae
Exons: 2
Coding region: 1-1167 (388 amino acids)
Source: RefSeq, a predicted model, not a curated record